AUGGAGGACGAGCACGUCCUGCGGUGCGACUGGUGCCCCGAUCGGCGGUUCAAAGGUUUUCCCAGCAUACAGCUUCCAGCAUAUCUACCAGAGGUUGGACGACGCGUCCCCAACUGCCUCUCGAAGAAGGGCCUUGCCAUCAGGUGGGCCAUAUUGAAAACACUACCCGGAGCAUGGUGA
Messenger RNA from Prorocentrum cordatum, 180 nucleotides. The record is from the annotation of a GenBank genome assembly. Lineage: Eukaryota; Dinophyceae; Prorocentrales; Prorocentraceae.